Messenger RNA from Ogataea philodendri, 2037 nucleotides. RefSeq lists its product as uncharacterized. Gene Ontology annotation, cellular component: endoplasmic reticulum lumen. The record is from RefSeq and is a predicted model, not a curated record. Gene Ontology annotation, biological process: response to endoplasmic reticulum stress. Bases 1 to 2037 code for a protein of 678 amino acids. The transcript has 6 exons. NCBI's taxonomy places the organism in Eukaryota, Fungi, Ascomycota, Pichiomycetes, Pichiales, Pichiaceae. Gene Ontology annotation, molecular function: protein-disulfide reductase activity; protein disulfide isomerase activity.
AUGUGGAACUUUUUGGACAACGAGCGUGUGAGCAGAUUGCAGAACUUAUCAAUGAACUCGUUUCUUGUGGCGUUCAGCUUUGGCUCUGAGAUCGGCCACAUUUCCGCGACUCUUGCUCAUCUUACGGCCGUCCAUCAGCCAAUGGCCAUGCACAAACACGGACCGUGGAAGUGGGAGCUCGCAAGCCAUCAGGAAACACGGCCAAUGAACGCAGUGGAAUUUGACAAUCUCCUUGCCAACAAGAUGAACAAGAGUGUCCGGCAAAGGCUCCGUUCCCGGGCUUUUCAACAGCGUGGUGUAGUACACGGCUGGUUGGACAAACGAGGGGUUGGAUUCGAGCAGCUGGAUCAGACGGUCCUGGAAACUGCUGAGUCUGAAGAAGUAGUUCUGCUCAGACUCGAAUGCCACGGAAGCCCCGGUUUCCUUGGCCACCAUUUUCCCGUCCACUUCCUCCACGUCCUGAUCGGUGUAGAAGCAUUCGUCAGACACAGAAUACCAGCCGGAGUGCUCACCUUUGUAGAUAUGGCCAUUUUCCUUGAGAACGGUCCAGAAAUGCUGGACAGCCGUGAGAUGGUCGGGGUCUGUUGUUCUGAUGAAUCUGUCGUAGUUGAUGUCGCCUGUGGCUGCGAGCUCUUUAAAUUUGGCCGACAACCCGUCACAGAACAGUUUCGGAUCCUUUCCAAUAGCCUGAGCGGCAGUCUAGACAUGUUGGCGUUAUUGUUUUUCGUGUCGCUGGCGCACGCGUUCUACUCGAAUUCUCGGUACGUUUACGAAUUGACGCCCGAUUCGUUCGAGGACGUGGUUUUCGGCACAAACCACACCACGGUGGUCGAGUUCUACGCCCCCUGGUGCGGCUACUGCCAGCAGUUCCGGCCCCACUACGCCAAGGCGGCCAAAGCCGGCUCAGAGGUGGCCCAGUUCGCAGCAGUCGACUGCAACGAGGACGCAAACAAGCCGCUGUGCAACAAGUACAAGAUCGAAGGGUUCCCUACGGUGCUUGUUUUCCGCGCCCCCAUCUGGUCCGGUAAAAACGAGCGAAAAAGCACCCAUGUUCCUGACCAGUUCCGUGGCGAGCGGACCGCAACGCAGCUCCUGGAUUUUGUGAAAGGCCGCGUGAGAAACUACGUCAAAAGGGUCUCACCAAACAACAUCUCCAAGUUCCUCAGCCCCAACGACAAGCCACGGGUUUUGCUCUUGACCAGCAAGACGUCUGUGUCGCCGAUGUUCAAGUCGGUUGCAAUCGACUAUCUCGGGAAAGUCGAACUUGGCUACAUCACUGUCAACGACAAAAAUAGAGACGUGGUAGCACAGCAUCUGGACAUCGCAAAACUGCCCCAGAUCGUGAUCAUCGACAAAGACGGCAACCAGAACGUCUAUGAAGGUCCUUCUGAGAAACUGGCUAUCGAAAAAGCAUUAAGUGAGUACGCAGACCCGGGAGACGGCGAGUUAAGCGAGAGAGGAGCGUUCCUCAAGGGAAUUAAGUCAAAACUGUACAAAAGCAUGCGCGACUUUAAAAAGCGCAAGAGCCCCAAGUCCAAGAAGUCCAAGAAGUCCAAGUCGAAAAGUCCGGCAAAAGACGAGCUACACCUGGACACGUGCACGUCGAAGCCGGCGCCUAAGCCACAGAGUUCUGGCGCUUCAGAGCCGUCACGAUCGGUCUCAUCGCUGCUGACAGGUACCAAAUCGAGGAAACAGCAUUAUGAGGGCGCACAGAAACGAUCUCUGGAUUCCAGCCAAACGCCCUCGUCAGAGGCCGAUCCAGACACGUCAAUUGAGAUCGUGGAACCAGAACCGAAGGUGCGCAAAACCGAUCCCGCAGAAGAUCUCCGAUUGCUCAAGGCCCAGGCCAGACUUCCGUUGGCAGAGCGAUUACGGCCGUCCAAUCUGGAUGAUUACAUUGGUCAACAGCAUUUGGUUGGAGAAGGAGGCAUUUUGAGAGGCUUCAUUUUGAACGACAGAAUCCAGUCGAUGAUCCUGUGGGGAGGCACGCAACGAGUACAAACUGACCAAGAGACACACUAUCGUGUUUAUCGAUGA